AUGAUGGACGACGACCAUGACCGACAAUCGGCCGGUCCUUCCUCACCCCGCCAACGGUCGCAGGAACCUCUAUCCGACUCGCCCAUCGCUGAAGCAAGUCCCUCGAACAAGCCCACCCCCGGGAUCAUCUAUAUCUCGAGAUUACCUCCCGGCAUGACACCCCAGAAGGUCAAGCACCUCAUGAGCUCGUACGGCGAUAUCGGUCGGGUCUACGCUCAGCGAAAAGAUGCUCCGACCGAAUCCACGACGAAACCGCAGCCAAAGAAACACCAGUCGGCCAACUUUACAGAGGCUUGGCUAGAGUUCAUGGACAAGCGGAUCGCCAAGACGGUCGCUCCCAUGUUGAACGCUCAACUGAUCGGAGGGAAAAAGGGGGAUAGGUGGAGGGAUGAUAUCUGGACGAUGCGAUACUUGAGCGGUUUCAAGUGGGAGAUGCUCGGGGAGCAGGUCGCAUACGAACGACAAGCCCAUCAAGCUCGUCUGCGUCAAUCGCUCUCUCAAUCCAAGACGGAACAGACUGAAUAUCUUCGCAACGUCGAGCUAGCUCGAGUCUUGGACAAGCGGAGAGCUAAAAAGCUCGAGCAAGGGGAAGAAUCGGCAGGUCCCGCGCAGAAAAAGCAGAAAAAGGUCACGGGCGAAUCUACUACCACGGCAUCUUCCGGGGACGUUGGUAGCGACAAGGCGAAGCGCAAGUACCGACAGAGAGAUCUCGCUAUGGGUUCGGCUGCAAAGUCUGCGGGCCAGAACAAGCCGGGUGCUGCCGCCGCCGACGGCUCAAAGGCCCUGCAGGGAGUCCUCGACGGCCUGUUCUAGUGAGAUCGUGCUACAACUCGCCGUCAAGUUUUUACGACACGAU
Molecule: messenger RNA, 856 nt
Organism: Filobasidium floriforme
Lineage: Eukaryota; Fungi; Basidiomycota; Tremellomycetes; Filobasidiales; Filobasidiaceae
Exons: 4
Coding region: 1-813 (270 amino acids)
Biological process (GO): endonucleolytic cleavage in ITS1 to separate SSU-rRNA from 5.8S rRNA and LSU-rRNA from tricistronic rRNA transcript (SSU-rRNA, 5.8S rRNA, LSU-rRNA); endonucleolytic cleavage to generate mature 5'-end of SSU-rRNA from (SSU-rRNA, 5.8S rRNA, LSU-rRNA); small-subunit processome assembly
Cellular component (GO): nucleolus
Molecular function (GO): RNA binding
Source: RefSeq, a predicted model, not a curated record